Microstroma glucosiphilum is the source of this 459-nucleotide messenger RNA. Its product is annotated as RNA-binding domain-containing protein. Bases 1 to 459 code for a protein of 152 amino acids. Lineage: Eukaryota; Fungi; Basidiomycota; Exobasidiomycetes; Microstromatales; Microstromataceae. The record is from RefSeq and is a predicted model, not a curated record. Gene Ontology annotation, molecular function: RNA binding. The transcript is spliced from 2 exons.
AUGUCCGACCCCACCCGCUCCAAUCGCACAAUCUACAUCGGUGGCCUACCUCAAUCCAUCACAGAAGACACCCUCGUCUCCACCUUUUCCGCCUUUGGAGACAUCGUCGAUGUACAGCUCCCCCGUCACGGCGGUGGUGGUGCGGCUGGAGAGGGACAUGUAGGCGCUCAACCUAUGCUUGAAGCUCCUGGUGGUGGUGGUGGAGGUCACAGAGGAUUUGGAUUCCUCGUCUUCUCUACAGAUCAGGAGGCGCAGGACGCGAUUGACAAUAUGCACCUCAAUGAGCUAGGCGGGCGCAUCCUAAACGUCAAUCAGGCCAAACCUCUCAAGACGGCCGCUUCCGGGGGCAACAAGCCCGUGUGGGAGGACGAGGAGUGGAUCAAAAAGUACGCAAAGCCCAUUGGCGGAGGGGCCGAGGAUGAGCCUUUGCAAGAAGGAGCGGUAGGGGGAGAGCAGUAG